This is a messenger RNA of Engraulis encrasicolus (European anchovy), 891 nucleotides long. It is a transcript of the gene kcnmb3, whose product is annotated as potassium calcium-activated channel subfamily M regulatory beta subunit 3. Gene Ontology annotation, molecular function: calcium-activated potassium channel activity; potassium channel regulator activity. Lineage: Eukaryota; Metazoa; Chordata; Actinopteri; Clupeiformes; Engraulidae. Gene Ontology annotation, cellular component: membrane; voltage-gated potassium channel complex. The record is from RefSeq and is a predicted model, not a curated record. Gene Ontology annotation, biological process: detection of calcium ion; potassium ion transport. The transcript is spliced from 4 exons. Bases 1 to 891 code for a protein of 296 amino acids.
AUGUUCGUAGCCCGUCACUCCCCCAGGGGCUCCUUCACCAUCCCUGUUAACAUCAACUUGCAGGGAGCGAGGAGACGCCAGACGCGUGCUGUGUUGUACCAGGUGCAGGAGCCUCAGCGGAAGAAUGGCAAGGACUGGCGCAGCGGUGAGCGGUCACGUCCGCAGGCCCUGCUGUCCAGCGUGGGAGACGAGAGGGCCGUGUUCCUCGGCUUCGCCAUGCUCGCCUUCUCCAUACUCAUGUACUUCGUGGUGGGCAUCGCGGUCGUGAAACCCCAUCUGCGGAGUGACUGGAGCGAGGAGACCAACUGUUCGCUGGUCCAGGCAGAGAUCCUGGAUGAGUGGGCGGACUGCAGAGGGGUGAGCCGCUUCCGCUGCGUGAGGGUCUUUGUCAACGUCUCCUCUUCUGGAAGAAAGCUUCGCCUGCACUAUGACGAGGGCUCCGUUGACCUGAACCUGGAGUGCUUCUACGCUCCCAAAUGCCAGCGCAAUGAGUCAGACCUGCUACAGGAGGCCCAAAAGAUCAAACAGGCUCUGGACAAGCUGCGCGACGAGCCCCUGCGGUGCCGCUUCAGCGCCGAGCGCCACCCGGAGGACGCCAUAUUGCACAGGAAGUACAGCAGGUGGCUGGCGCUGGGCUACCUGCUGUGGCCCAGCCUCAUGCUGAGCGGCGGGGUGACGCUGGUGGGCCUGGUGAAGCUGAACCAGAGGCUGGCUCACCUGUGCGCCGAGCUGGAGGGAGAGGCGGCGGAGGAGGACGGUGGAGAGGGACGAGGAGGAGGAGGAGGAGGAGGCGCGGCGGGGCAGACGGCGCUGGUGAAUGGGAAGCUGUACCAGCUGCUGGGAUGGAGGCUCAGGGGUAGCGGCUCCUCGCCACAGGAGCCCACCGGCUGA